UAGUGACACUGCAGCGAACCAAGCGGACGUCAAAGGGCGUCUUCCAGUCCAGCCGUGCCCAGUUGCCCGUUAUCCUCCGCUGCUACCCCGGCUCUCGGUCCGGCCCUACCGUAAAAGGACUCGAAGUUUUCCAUUGAAAGCACCAUGUGUCCGUCAAAAGUCCAUUUGUUGACGACAACGAAUCUCCUCAACAUUGGGAAGCGAAGAUUGGCCGAACGCUUUGCCAUGCGCAGAAAACUAUUAAUUUGAUUGGCCAAAAGACAAGUCAAUCAAGUUGCAAGGCAGUGAUUGGCUUCGAGUCUCCACAUGGGCGAGCAGGUUCGGCUGCGGCCGGGCAGUGCUUUCUCCGGUGGGCGGACUGUGGCGCUGACAGCGACGCUCGGAGUCUCCCGACAAACUGCCACAAAGCACACAACAGACGGCCAUGGCAGAGUUAGACUUGAGUCUGAGCGACGCUCUGGUGGACAGUGCUCCGCAGCAGGGUCCAGAAAGCCGGGUGGAGAGGGAUUUUGUGGCUCAGUUGGAGGCCGAGACCUUCGACGAUCAAAUUGGCGAGACGGUUGGCAAGACGGAGUACAUUCCUCUGCUGGACAAUGAUGAUGCCACCGGAGGUACAGCAUUGGAAAAUGGAGAACAGCAAGCUAAGGGGGUGCAAAAGCCCGGUUUUAAACUAACCACAGGGGGGCAGACAUCAAUGUCGUCGCUCUCAGAACAUCGGGGCGAGACGCAGCCACAUAAACUUGACCACCAGCAGUUUUUGGCAGGAGACUUUUUAUCAGGUUUCUCCCAGCCUGCAGGCCCAGGAUUGAAUAUAGAGGUGGGAACUGCUGCUCUCACUGCAGAGAAGUCUCCAGGUAUCGCUGAUCCUCUGCAGCCUGCACCCUCAGCAGGGUCAGAGGCCUCAAAAGUGCCCCACAACCCCAUGCUGCCUGAACCACAAGCUCCUCGCAGUACCCUGGAUCUGUCAGCAGGUGCCUUAGGUGACUGCUGGCCAGACCCGACUGGCUGCCUGUCGACAGACCUCCCUUUCAGCCCCAGUGUCACCUCUGUCAUCAGUCGCCAUGCUAACAAUCUCGCAAUGAUUCGUGACGACCCGGCUAAAACCUGGCCAAGCAGAGAAAGCACCGCGUAUGCCGGAGGUGAUGAAAGGGACGGAGAGGAAUCAGACAGAAAACAGAAGAAAAAGAAGAAAAGGAGACAGAAAGAAGAGGGCUCUUAUGAGCACUUUGAAAGCAAGGGUCACCUUGAAGUGCAGUCACCCGGAGAAAACAUUCCCCCUGAAGAGUUUUUCAACGAAAGGACUGAACCGAAACGUGAUAGUGGAGAAGGUGGCUGGGAGGAACAAAUUUGGAAAAGCGGAGGACGAGGUAAGAAGGGCAAGAGCAGGAAGAAGAUUCCUGAAGAGUGGGAAGUGUCUCCAGAGCCAUUUGCCACAUCAUCCACAGGUAAAAUCACCCAAGAGGUUAUGAAAGAUCUCAGAAGUUCAGCUCCGACAAGCAUGGAAGUCUCCAUUGCUGAUAUAAAUACCAAUCAGACCCCUUGGAAAGAGGAGAGCUUCACAGAGGAAGGUCUAGUCCCUUUGCCUCUGUCCGAUGAUCUAUUAGCCCCUGCAACAGUUUCCAUCAGCCCACUCGUCUUGAAAAGCGAGUUGAAAGCUACAGCAGCUCCGUUUAUGAUGCCUUCAUUGACCAGUGCUGGGCCAAUUGACUCCUUCCCCAUGGAUGCUAGUCCCAGUGAAUCAUUUGAAAUGCUAAUUGACACUGAAAAUGCUGGCUUGGAUGACAUGGCUGACAGUGGCAUGCUUGAAAACACUAGUUCCUUCCAAGAGCCUGUUGGGCAAGCCAUAUCUGAGUUAGAGACUUCAACUUUUAGCCUUCCUUCCCAGCCAGGCUCAGCCCUUUCUCGAAACGGCGACGUCUUGGCAUCAGCCCCUCCCCUUUCACCAUCAGACGCUUCAUGGCUCCUGAACAACUCUCACACGAGCAGCAACAAGGAGCCGUUCGACUUCAGUGAUGCAAACGCUUCCAGUCAUUCUAUACCCAUAAGCCUGGUAUUUGAUACCCCUUGCCCAGCCCCACUCCGAUCCCCCAAAACCACAGCUCAGGAAUGCCUAACCAAAGAGCACGAAAAUGAGCAGUCAGACAAGAAGCAAUCCAAGAAGUCUCGUUCUUCAUCUUCUUCCUGUGUUAAGAGUCCCACUGCCUCAGAGGCAAAGAAAUUGACUCCUCAAGAAUCUCCGAGUGUCAGUCCCUCUUCCUCCCCAUCAGUCAUCUCUCUUGGAACUCCACCAUCUGGCCUAAACCCUGCAGCAAAGCCCUUCUUUCCCAGCUUUGCUGAUACCGUGGAACAACCAAGUGUGGUUUCCCCCAUCAUCGAAGACAAGGCUGCCAAGGGUGACAAAAAGGAGGAGAAGUUGGAGGACAAGCCCAAGGUAGAUCUUAUGGAUUCAGUUGAACAGAAGAGCGUAAAGGUUGAAUUUGGAAUUAGUGAGAUAGCAGCCAAAGUAGAGAGAGAAAAAACGAAUCAACCAAAUAUCAGUCUUUGGAAAGAGCCUGAAAAUAUUCCGCAGAAGGAGAAAGAGGGAGAAUUGGUCACAGAGGGAGAAGAGCUUAAUGCAAAAGAGAACCCCACUGUGAAAGUUACAGAGGAAAAAGACUCCGAAAAGGUCUCUAAUGAGAAAGCGGCAGCGAAAGUUAAAGAGGAGAAGGAGUCCGAAAGAGUGAAAGAGAAGCUACCAGAGAAGGCUGAAGAAAAGACGAAAGAAAAAGAGCCAGAAAAAGUGGAGGAAGCAAACAAACCUAAUGAACCUGCGGACAAACUGGUAAAGACAGAGACAUUCGACAAGGCAGAAAAAGCAGAAAAGGUGGCCAUGACAGACAAAGUUGAGAAAAAAGCAGAAAAUGCAAAAGAGAGAGAGGCAAGUUUUGAGAACAAAAUCACUGAGAAGACUGAAAAGAUUGAGUUGAAGGACAGCAAAGACCAACACGUCGAGUCCAAAGUGGAAAAGACCCCCGAGCAGCUGCCGACACCUGUCAAGCUUGACGCACCCCCUGACAAGGCGGAAAAGAAGGCUGACAUUGCAGCUGAGGUGGAAGAAGCCACAAAACCUUCAGCUCAUACACACGAAGCUGAGAAAGCGCACAAAGUAGAUGAAGUGGAGAAACCUUCAGAGAAGCCGACCGAGACAGCAAAGGAGAUAAGUGGAAAGGAAGAGAAGCAGGAGAAAAUACAGAUUGACAAAAAGGUGGCAGAGAAAAAGGAUGACAAGAAGGAAAAGGCUGUGAAAGCAGAUGAAGGAGAGAAGGCCAAAAAAGCCAAACCUUCCACCAAUGGGAGCAACCAAGCACCAAGCAAAGACUUGGCGAGUGCAGACAAGAAGAGUAAGCCUGCUUCUGUGGCAACAAAAACGAGCGCCAUCUCGAAAACACGGCAGGUCACAGGCACCUCUGGUAGUGGUUCUGCUGCAGCACUAACUAAGCGCCCCACAGCCUCUUCAACCACCUCCACCUCAGAAAAAAAAACAACCAAGGCACCGUCAACAGGCACUAGUGGCCCAAAGAGGCCUUCUACUAUUACUGCCAGCCGCCUUCCAUCGUCGGCCACUACCACCACACGUGAUUUUAAACCCAAGACCACCACGGAAAGGCGCCCCCUCCUGACAAAGGCCAGCACCACCACCUCAAGCCAAGCAGGCUCCUCUGCUGCUACCAAAAAUGGAACCACCACCACAACAACCAGUAAAACGACCACAUCGACACGUACAACUCUGACAGCCCGCAGUGCGACCACCACGGCAUCUAAAAAGCCCCUGGCAUCUAAGACUGACAGCCAACCAAGUGGGGAGAAGAAGCCAAGCACUCUAAAGACCUCCACAGCCGAUUCCACCAAACCCAAGACCGCCACCACUGCUAUGCGGGGCUCCUCUUCCACCACCACCACCACCCGCACCCGAACUACAGCUCUCAGAACGAGUGCACCUUCCACCACAGCUAGCGCGGUAGCAGAGAAGAAGCCCCUGGUGCCCCGCGCUCCCAGGACCACUUUCUCUGCUACAAAUAACACGACAACCAGCACCUCGAGGACCACGGCUCGUCCCGGCACCGCGCCAGCCCCCGAUAUCCACAAUGCCCGCUCGAAGAUCGGCUCUACGGACAACAUAAAGCACCAGCCAGGGGGUGGAAAGGUGUCAGCCGCCUUUAGGAGCAGGGUCCCCGCCUCCAAAGAAAAAAGCCCGGUCAAAGUUCAGAUAGUCUCCCAAAAACUGGACUUCAGUCACGUCGGCGCACGCUUGGGCUCCAAGGACAAUAUGAAGCAUGUUCCGGGUGGAGGGAAUGUACAGAUUCUCAACAAAAAGGUGGAUUUGAGUAAAGUGACAUCAAAGUGUGGCUCCAAGGACAACAUUAAACACAAACCUGGUGGUGGUGUCGUGAAGAUUGAGUCACAUAAGGUCAACUUUAGGGAAAAGGCUCAGUCCAAAGUGGGAUCGAUGGACAAUGUGAGCCAUUCACCUGGUGGAGGAAGCGUCAAAGCUGAGGGGCCUCAGGAGACAGAUGAGGGUGUUGGGACAUCGUCCCUAGCCCCCGGCACCGAGUCUGGGCAGGUUGGGAGCCCCGCUGCCCAUGAGAAUGGGCUGAAGGAGGCAGCUCCCUCCGAAAGGGAGGGUCUCCAGGAGCCCCAGGUCCUGGUUUCCCACAUCCCAGAGACAAGCAUCUAAUUCUGCUGUCCCUCUGCCUUCCUCAUCUCACCACCUCCCCAUCUUUCCCCGUUUACCCCAACGCCCCUCCAUCCUUUUCUUUCCAACAUUUCUGCCGCAGAUUGAGUCUUUCAAGCUCAACUUCCGCGAGAAAGCUCGCUCUCGCACGGACCACGGCGCCGACAUCAUCACCCGAUCCUCCUGACGACAACACGCCCUCCCACCCACGUGGUUCCUCCCGUCACGUGCACCACAACCCAGAUCCAUACAGCAUCCUACAUGUCUUCUACUGCGUUAGCUCCCCCUUUGCCGCUUCCUUGCUUCAGGGUGGAGGUUCUGGGGGACAAAGGGAUCUUGCCCACCUUUCAAGCUCUAAUACCCACUUGCAGUAAAAUAAUGCCCUGUUGUCAACCCACUCUAUUAUUAGUGCACAUGUUUCUUGGUGGACUGGACUUUGCAUCACCCUGCCUCUUUCUCUCCAAAUGUUAGUCAACAACCCACACCACCAUAUAACAUAACCUUACUUGUCCCCCCUGGUAUCAAAAACCAACGCUCGUAUCGUUCCUUAAAUAUGGUUCAUUCACUUCUUCAGUUUCACUUUAGGCUGACAUACACCCAAGAAACAUUUUAGACAGUUUAACUCUUUGUGACAGUGUUCUGAGUGACAACCCUAAAAAGUAGCUUUCGAUGGGGUCCUUUCUAUUUGCAUUGAUUACCUCUUAUCCUUUUCAUUCUGACACGCUUUAUUUAUUUGACAUUUCUUGAUACAGUACAUCUGCAACAUUAGUUCUCAGAGGAGAGAGUCCUGGAUCAACUUUUUGUAAACAAAGUGCACGCUCAACAGUUGGCAGUCUGUACCGUGCUCACGUGAGUUUGAUUCUCAGUUUUUUUGUUUUAUGAUCUUAAAACCCUAGAAAAUCUAUA
This is a messenger RNA of Syngnathoides biaculeatus (alligator pipefish), 5617 nucleotides long. Its product is annotated as microtubule-associated protein 4. The coding region runs from base 425 to 4714 and encodes 1429 amino acids. The transcript has 17 exons. Lineage: Eukaryota; Metazoa; Chordata; Actinopteri; Syngnathiformes; Syngnathidae. The record is from RefSeq and is a predicted model, not a curated record. Gene Ontology annotation, cellular component: neuron projection. Gene Ontology annotation, biological process: microtubule cytoskeleton organization; neuron projection development. Gene Ontology annotation, molecular function: microtubule binding.